AAGAUUCUGCAGAAAAAAGACUCGGAGCUGUAUUAACAUAUUAAGGACACAAAAUCUAUUCAUGAUGUUCAGACACCAGAUGUCGCCACUGAUAAACAACAGAUGGAGGAGGCUGUACCUAACAGAGAGGUGGAUCCAGAGAAUGAAGGGGUGGAGGAGGAGGUGAAGAUGGAAGAGGACAAAGAAGAGGAAAUGGAUGAAAAUGUAGAAAAGCUGUCAUCUCAAAUAAACACAAAGGACAAACAUAGCAAGAGAAAGGAAGGAAGGAAUGAAGAAGAGAUGAAUGAAGAUCAGGAGAAGACAAAGAAAUACGAAACAGAGGGUGUUGUCAAGGAAACACUGGGGGCCUCAAGGGGACCAGAAUCUACAAUUCACACCACACUGGAGAAUCUUCACCUAAAAGUCAGGGAGGAGGCAGCAUCAGAGGCAUGGCACCGAUACGAGGCCCUGACAUCAACUCUGUCUCAGGAACUGUGUGAACAACUCAGGCUAGUGUUAGAGCCCUCACAGGCCACAAAACUCAGGUAA
This is a messenger RNA of Saccostrea cuccullata (small rock oyster), 528 nucleotides long. RefSeq names its product midasin-like. Gene Ontology annotation, biological process: ribosomal large subunit export from nucleus; ribosomal large subunit assembly. The transcript has 3 exons. Lineage: Eukaryota; Metazoa; Mollusca; Bivalvia; Ostreida; Ostreidae. Gene Ontology annotation, cellular component: nucleus; preribosome, large subunit precursor. The coding region runs from base 103 to 528 and encodes 141 amino acids. The record is from RefSeq and is a predicted model, not a curated record.